AUGGAAGAGACUGCUGCUAUGAAGACCAAGGUGAGUGACCUAGAAGCUGGACUUCACCAUUGUAUCGUCUCUCUAGAAGUAGAGCCCCCUUCCAUGAUGUCAGAUUUAUUCAACAUUUAUGAGGAAGAGAGGGAGAAGGUUAAAGAGAUGGCCUCUAAAAUCGAAAGAUCUGACAAGGAAAUCAAUGACCUUAGGAAUAUGGUUGUCGAUCUUCAGACCAAGGUUGUCGAACUACUAGGUGUUCAUCGAAAGAUUUACCAGCUCUGA
Messenger RNA from Arabis nemorensis, 267 nucleotides. NCBI's taxonomy places the organism in Eukaryota, Viridiplantae, Streptophyta, Magnoliopsida, Brassicales, Brassicaceae. The record is from the annotation of a GenBank genome assembly.